AUGGGCAAGAAGCGUGUUCUCGUUAGCUACGGCGUCGACGUCGAUGCCGUCGCUGGUUGGUUGGGGUCCUAUGGAGGAGAGGAUUCCUCGAACGACAUCAGCAGAGGUUACUUUGCAGGAACUAUCGGUGUACAGCGAGUACUCAAAUUGCUUGCCAAGUACAACAUCAAGGCGACAUGGUUUAUUCCAGGACACAGCCUCGAGACAUUCCCGGAGGACAUGGCCGCGGUCCGAGACGCCGGACACGAGAUCGGCCUUCACGGCUACUCACACGAGAACCCGACCGACAUGACCAUUGAGCAGCAGAGAGAUAUUCUCGACAAGACAUACCGCAUGCUCACAGACUUCGUGGGCAAGCCUCCUAGAGGCAGCGUCGCUCCGUGGUGGGAAACAAGCAGAGAGGGAGCCCAGCUUCUGCUAGAGUACGGCAUCGAGUACGACCACAGCAUGAGCCAUCAUGACUGCCAGCCGUAUUACCUUCGGAUCGGCGACGAAUGGACGAAAAUCGACUACACAAAGAAGGCGAGCGAGUGGAUGAAGCCUCUUGUCAGGGGACAGGAGACCGGGCUCGUCGAGAUUUGCUCGAACUGGCACCUUGACGACUUGCCGCCGCUCAUGUUCAUCAAGGAUGCGCCCAACAGCCACGGCUUCGUCAACGCGAGAGACGUGGAAGACACCUGGAGAGACCACUUUGACUACUUUUACCGGGAGUACGACGAGUUCAUCUUCCCGCUGACCAUCCACCCGGAUGUGUCGGGUCGUCCGCACGCCCUGUUGAUGCAUGAGAGGCUCAUUGAACACAUGAUGAAGCACGAGGGCGUCGAGUUCGUUACGAUGGAGCAGAUCUGCGACGAUUUCAAGGCAAAGAACGCGCCAGCCGAAGGGGCCAUCAUGCCCGCGGAACCUGGCGCCAUCCUUAAAAAUGCAACGCAGUAG
This is a messenger RNA of Colletotrichum higginsianum IMI 349063, 936 nucleotides long. Its product is annotated as Polysaccharide deacetylase. Gene Ontology annotation, biological process: carbohydrate metabolic process. Gene Ontology annotation, molecular function: hydrolase activity, acting on carbon-nitrogen (but not peptide) bonds. NCBI's taxonomy places the organism in Eukaryota, Fungi, Ascomycota, Sordariomycetes, Glomerellales, Glomerellaceae. Bases 1 to 936 code for a protein of 311 amino acids. The record is from RefSeq and is a predicted model, not a curated record. The transcript has 2 exons.